Molecule: messenger RNA, 1395 nt
Organism: Debaryomyces fabryi
Lineage: Eukaryota; Fungi; Ascomycota; Pichiomycetes; Serinales; Debaryomycetaceae
Product: putative oxidoreductase
Exons: 1
Coding region: 1-1395 (464 amino acids)
Source: RefSeq, a predicted model, not a curated record
AUGCCAAUAGAUAUACUAGGUACUGCUAUAUACGAAGGACCAGAAGCAAUCCCAGGAUGGGAAUAUAUCAAGACUUAUAGUCCAGCAAUCAUGGCCAUUGCCGGUAUUAAGUACUACUUUGGAGGAACUUCAAAUACUUGGGAAAGAGAUUAUCAUGGAAAAGUAUACAUUAUGACAGGAGCUACUUCAGGUUUGGGUGCAUAUCUUGCGUAUGAGCUUGCAAGUAAGGGAGCGCAACUUAUUAUCUUGGUGAGAUCUACAGAGGAUAGUUGGUUGGUGGACUAUGUUGAAGAUUUGAGAGAGAAGACGGAUAACUUUAUGAUUUAUGCCGAAGAAUGUGAUUUGAAUUCGUUGUAUUCUAUAAGAAAAUUUGCCACCAAAUGGUUGGACAAUCAACCUCCAAGACGGUUAGAUGGUGUGAUUUGCUGCGCCGCCGAAUCUAUUCCAAUUGGAAAGGCAAGGCAGGUUACAGUAGACGGUGUCGAGAAGCAGAUAGGAAUCAAUUACCUAGCACAUUUCCAUUUAUUGACAUUGCUUUCUCCUGCAUUGAAAAUCCAGCUUCCUGACAGAGAUGUUCGAGUUGUCAUGGCCACAUGUGUUUCUCAAGCCUUAGGAGACCUUGAUAUGAGCGACGCCUUGUGGUUAAAUAGGCGGUAUCCUACAAGAGAGCCAUGGAAGUUAUAUGGUACAUCCAAAUUAAUGUUGACGAUGUUUGCCAAAGAAUUUCAAAGAAGAUUGAAUAGCUUCGAGAGAAAGGACAAGGCCCCAUGUAACGUCAGAGUCAACAUGGCGAACCCCGGAAUCAUGAGAACUCCAUCCACAAGGAGGUUUUUAUCGAUGGGAACGAUCUGGGGACUCUUGGUCUACUUCGUCUUAUUCCCAAUAUUCUGGAUCUUUUUCAAAAGCACCUCUCAGGGUGCCCAGUCGUUCUUGUAUGCAUUGGCCGCUCCAGUGUUCAAAAACCUCGAUGGUGGAAAUGUUAUCCAGGAAUGCAAAAUUUUAAAGCCUGCGCGUAAAGAGCUCAGCGACGAAGAACUCCAAAAGGCCUUGUACGACGAGACAGAAAAGCUCCUCGAAGCCUUGGAGAAGAACUCGGCUGUUGAGAGAAAAAAGCAGGAAAAAAUUCAAGAGUCCAAAAUUCCUUUGGCUGAAAAAUUAAGAGCCCAAAACGAAGAAGCCAGGAAAAGAGCUGACAUCCAUACUAAACCAGAAACCCCAGAAGAGUUACAAGCAAAGCUUGCAUCCCUCAAGAAGCUGAUUGGGAUACCAUCUGGUGCGGACGAUAAAUUGCCUCUAUUCCCAUCAAAUCCUCGGGCCGAAAAUUUAUCGACACCGAAAUCUACCCCUAAAUCAAAAUCUAAGGCCAAAAAGUCCAAAUCUAAAAAGAAAGAUUAA